Nicotiana tabacum (common tobacco) is the source of this 572-nucleotide messenger RNA. Its product is annotated as F-box protein At1g61340-like. The record is from RefSeq and is a predicted model, not a curated record. Gene Ontology annotation, molecular function: protein binding. Lineage: Eukaryota; Viridiplantae; Streptophyta; Magnoliopsida; Solanales; Solanaceae.
AUGGUAUUGGGAAAGAAAUGUGAAAGUUAUGGGUCGGGGCUAGUGAGGAGUACCUCAUUUGGGAGGAAAAGAAUUACAGUGGAUGUUGAUUUCAGUCCCACAACAACACCUAUGAAGAAAGUGUGCAGUCACAAUUCAUUUUUCUUUUGUGAUGACAAGUCUCCUAUUGAAGCCUUGCCUCAAGAUAUUCUGAUAAGGAUAGUGUGUGGAGUUGAUCAUGAUGAUUUAAAGAGGCUUUUUCACGUAUCAAGGGUAAUUAGAGAAGCUACUGUGAUAGCAAAAAGGUGGCAUUUUGAGUAUGCAACACCAAGAAAGACGCUUGGUUUCAAGAAUGCAAUUGAGGAUUUGGGUGAAUUCAAUGAUGUUGAUGCGCCAAAUGCUCCAAGGCAAUUGAAAAUUCGGAAGUUAAAGUUGAGCAGAAAGAAACUGGCUGACAUUUCAGUUACAUUGUUCGCAUCAGAAGAUGAUAAUUGGUUGCAGAGGAAGUUAUUUAUGCAGAUGGAUGCUGAGUCAUAGACAUUUGUCACUAAAAGAGGUUUUCUGUAUACUAUUGUUCUUGUAGGAACCAUAGG